AUGAACUUUGAAAAAAAAAUGUCUCACCAAGAAGAACAAACAACUUCAUCUGGAGUUGUAUUUCGUAUUGAAAAGCAAAAGAUGGUCCAAGUGGAGUCUCCAUUGGAUUCAUCAAUCAUGAAUAUAAUUUCCAUGCAGCUGAGAAUGGAAGGUCAAAAUGUGGAAGAAUUAUCAUCAAAGAGAGGUAAAUUGCUGGUCAUUGCUCUUGAUCGUUCGGGAUCAAUGAGUGGAUCUGCCAUCUCUGAAGCAAAAUUGGCACUGGAAUCACUCUUGACAAAUAUUGAUGGUCACAAUGAGAGAGUACUAUUCAUUCCUUAUGAUACAAGUGCUGAAUUGAUUGACAUGUCAAGAAUGUCACUUACUGAAAAGUUAAAUCAAGUUCAAAGAGUGCAUGCAGGAGGUGGUACUGAUUUUGCAUGUGUAUUUGAUGCUAUUAGAUUAUUUACUGGUGCGUUGGAUGGACAAAUUGCUAUCGUGUUCUUUACUGAUGGUCAAGAUGGUUAUAAUGGCAAUAGAGAAACUGCAAUUGACAUGAUGAAGAAGAGAUUAACAACUGAGAGUGAAUCGUUUGAGUUCCAUACAAUUGGUUUUUCAUCAGGACACGAUGCAAGAUUAUUGACAGAUAUGACAAGAUUGGGAUCAGCUCAAGGUACUUUCCAAUAUGCUGAAUCUGCUUCUUCUAUUUCAACUUGUGUUAAUUGUUUAACUGAACUUGUAAAGGGAAGUUCUUUGACUUGUAAUUUAAUUGUCAAGGAUAAGGAAGGAAUUGAAAUUUUGAAGGAAAGGAUUAAUUUGGAAAAUGAUGAUGGAUUAAUAACUUUCCAAUCUUUCAUUAAUAUUGAACUGGCUCCAGAAUCUCAAAUUUACCUAGAAUUCGAAAAUACAACUGUACCUGUAUCGUUAGAAGCAUUCGAAAGAAGCGAACCAUCAUCAAUAGAAAAGCUCUCCUUACAAAUCAAGUCAAUUGAAAGAUUUUUGAUUGAAGCUGCUGGAACCAUCUCAAGCGAAACUACUUCAUUGGAGGAGAUUCACACCAAGGGAAAGACUAUUGAAGAAAAGCUGGAAUCUAUUAGUUCAGACAUUAGAAAGAAUCGUGACAGAUCUGUUAGAAGAGCUCUUUUCCAAUUGAUUGAACCUAUCUUUGAUUCAUUGGCGAAUUUCAACAAGGUUUUAGCUGAAUCUAUGGUUGGAACUCUUUCCAAUGAAAAGAUUGCCAACCUCAAUUCUUUAGCUUACAGAUCUAUUACCAAGAGAAGUUUACAAAAGAAGUUGGAUCAAAGAGCUCAAAACAAUGUUGAAUUGUUCGAAAAGGCAGAAGAAAUAAUCAAAAAUUCUGUAGAUACUAUGAAUUUUGAAGAAAUUAAGGGAAAGUACUCCAAGCAAGCAGAUGAAAUAGGACCAUGUUUUUACACAUGUUGUAAUUGGAUCGAUCUCUUGCAAGAUAAGGACUGUUUAUGUUUGGGAUUACAGGUCAAUCGUCCUCAAACAGCUAUUGCUGAUUCUAGCAAGGUUCAAAUUAGUUCAGUUUCCACAUCUCUUAUGUCAGCGGAAUCUUUCCUUGACUCAGUUACCUUCUCUAUUGGAAGUGCUUAUAAUGUAGAAAGUUCUCAUGGUGGUUUCAAGGAUGUUCGAGUCAAUGAACAACAUAAUCCAAAUGAAGCUAAGAUUAUUUCUGGUGCUUCAAGAGAAAGCAUCAAUGCAGUUCUUCCAUUGUUUAUCAGCGAAGAACAUUGGAAGGUUUCCAGACAAAAGAUGAAGCCAAUUUUGGGAUUUAUUGCAACAUUGGAUAUUAUGGGAUAUGCUUUCGAACAAUUCAAGACUAUUCCAUUCUUGGUUCUCAAUAAGUUAUUACAAGAAAGUUCAGAAUCUGAACUCACAGAAUUCCAAAGUAUGAGAUUAAACCUUGUUAUGGACACUUGUUUACAAAUUGUAAAAGAAUGCUCAUCUGAACACAUGCAAGAAAAGAUGUCUGAAACAUUGUUAAAGCUCUUAACUGAUUACAAUACCAAGCCAGAAACCAGAACUGUAGACGUUAUUCCAAAUAAUGAAGUAUUCCUAGCCCAAUUAAUCUGUGCCCAAAAGCUGGGAUAUGUUGAUGUAAACUCUGUGGACAUGGGAUUAUUCUUCAAGAAUAUUGCUGAAGAAGAAUUGAGAAGAAAGGGUGGAUUCUCAUUGAAUUUAGAUGAAGUUACUGUUGAUUUGUGGUUCUCAUUACUUGGUAUCGACACUAACAAGAUGAUUACUGAAUUUGUAGAAAUCAAGAAGGAAAAGUAUCGUGAAAUGAUUAACAACAGUUCAUCUCAAGAAACUCACUAUGGAGAAACUAUUAGAAGCAUGUUGGGAAUUUCAAAUACUCCUGUUGUUUCAACUGAAUCGUCUGGAACCACAUCAACUGAAACUGUUAAGGAAACUGUUAAUGAAAACCAAGACAUUGAAGAUUAUAUUUUGAAUUUAACAGAGCUCACACCAAAGGCUGAAGAAUUGUAUACAAAGCUUUCUGAGGUUUUCCAAAAGAGAAUUCAAAAGUACCUUGUAAAGAUCAAUAACUGGAUGGGACAACAAAAUGAAAUUGUUUUGGAUAUUGAUAAUUCAGCCAAGAUCUGCCUCCUUAUUCAAACCAUUAAUCAUCAAAAGAAUGCUAAUAGAAGAGAGGCUAUCCAAAGAAAUGAAUACAUUUCACCAUUCUCAUCCACCCAAGAGGAACGUACUAACUAUUUGAGAAAAAUUGUUCUAGAACAUGUACAAAACAAGAGAAACGGACUCUAUGCAAACUUUAUCUCAGAAAUGAACUCUUGUAGUGUGGCCAGAGUUGCCUCUCUCUUUGCUUCCACUUCUGAUAUUUAUGAAGCUGCUGGUAUGAUUUUUGGAAGAAAGAGAGGUCAGGGUGAUGCUAUGGCAUUCUCUCGAGCAUUAUAUUCACCAAAUAUUCCACUUUUCAAGGAAAAGGUCAAGAUGCUUCUGGAGGGUGAAUUCCAAGGUAUUACAUUGUUUACUGAUUCAGUAACUAACCACACAUGGGUUCCUGCCAGACACCAUAUUUUCAGAUUGUGGUUCAAUCAUGAAAAUGAUAUGACCACACAAGAGUGGGUUGAUCUUAGUGGUAGACCAGAGGCUUAUUUCUUAUCAAUUCACCACUUCCACAAGGUGUUGAAUAAGAAUGAUAAUGUCCAUUUAUAGAAUGGAAUAAUAAAUAGUAACACUAUUUUGUGG
This is a messenger RNA of Naegleria gruberi, 3210 nucleotides long. RefSeq lists its product as uncharacterized. Lineage: Eukaryota; Heterolobosea; Eutetramitea; Acrasida; Naegleriidae. The transcript has a single exon. Bases 1 to 3177 code for a protein of 1058 amino acids. The record is from RefSeq and is a predicted model, not a curated record.